Molecule: messenger RNA, 1764 nt
Organism: Carassius gibelio (silver crucian carp)
Lineage: Eukaryota; Metazoa; Chordata; Actinopteri; Cypriniformes; Cyprinidae
Exons: 2
Coding region: 264-1493 (409 amino acids)
Source: RefSeq, a predicted model, not a curated record
UAAAAUAAUGUAUUUCAUGUUCCUGCAUUGGCUGAUUGAAUCUAUUUAUAUUUAAAACCUGAAAAAAACUGGACCAGCAGAAUUUAGAAUGUUCACACAUGAUGGCAUUAUGAUGUCAUAAUGACCUGAAAUCUGUAAACUGCUGCAUAGAACAUAUCUUUUGUGGAUAUUUAACCCAAACACUAACUUUGCAGCUCAGAAGAAACUCUUGGUAGACAUUUCACAGUACAUUCACAGCAUUCUGCAGCAUUCAGUGUUUUAUAAUGGCACUGUUUCGUGGUUUGUUUGAGUGGGUUCAAUGUUUUGUUCACCGCAUACCCAGAAGAAGAAAAAAACAGGGGGUGCAGAAGUGCACAGAAGCAGAAUGUACCCCAAUGGAAGGGAUGAGUAGACCCCCUGAUGUUGGCAAUACAGACCAGAAGUACCAGUCAAGAUAUUGCAAAGCAUCGAAGAACCUAAAUGACAAGGACAAAAGAGAGGUGGGGAGGAAAAGAAAGUUAAAGAAGGAAAGAAAGAUGGUGGACGAGAGAGAAUCGGGCAGAAUGGAAGAGGAGACCAAAGACCCAACUCCAUUACGAAUUGAAGUCAAACCCCAACCAACUCCACCAGCCGCUGAGGACAAAACCCCGGCUAGUUCUUCCUUCUUAAAGUCAGUGAAAGGGCCACUUGUGGCUAAAAGAACCUGUCGACACCUGCUUCCACUGGCCACCAAGACCAGACCUCCUUCAUCAGGGGAAGAACCAACGCUGAUUCAGAAGGUAUCACAACAACACCCUGCUUUACCAGCCAUUGAGGUUAACCCCCUUCCUGGUUCUUCCUUCAUACAAUCAUCAGUGGAAGAACCUCCUUUACCAGUGGCAAAUUCUGCUCCUAAAGCUACUGAGACCAAACCUCAGCGUGGUUCUUUUGUGGUGGACCCUGAGGUGGUUCAAAAGGCAUCUCGACAACUGGCUCAACCAGCCACAGAAUCACUGGCUGUUCCAACUCCAAAACCAGUCAUGUCCAUGUCUCCAGAGGAGGAACCACAGAUGGUCCAAGGUGCCUCUCAACAUUUGACUGAACCACUGGUCCUUCAGCAUACAACUGCUGGGGUGAAGCAGAAACCAAUGUUUGUGAAGGUCCAUCCUAUAGUUCUGGAUCAGUCAGAUGACUUCAGGAAAAAGAAAUGUGGAGACUCUAAAGCUGAUGCUUCACGAAAGUCUAAGGAACUGGAUGAACUAAUGAUGAGGCUGUUCUGUGUAGACUUCAGCAAUGCUCCCAAGAAGGAGAGCCAGCAACAUUUAAAACUGGAAAACCAGCCAGCGCUGGAAGCUGGGGUGAAGCAGAAAGCCGUGUUUGAGAAGGUUCAUCCUAUAGUUCUGGAUCAGUCAGGUGACUCUGGGAAAAAGAAAUGUGCAGACUCCAAAGAUGAUGAUCUACAGAAGGCUAAGGAACUGGAUGAACAAAUGAUGAAGCUGUUAUACGUAGACUACAGCCCUUGUCCUAAGAAAUAGAAGCAACAACCUUCAAGAGAAGGUCAAGAGAAGCCCAAGAAGAGAGGAAAAACAAGAACUGGUCUUUUCAGCUGGGCACAGAAAAGAUUAAAAACGAUAGUUGAAGAAGAUGAAGAGUCAGAAAAGGAUGAAAAAACUUGAAGAGCUUCUUGAAGAAUUCCCAAGGGAUCAAAAGUCACAGUUUAACUCACAACUCUUUAUCUAAUGUCUAAAAAAAGUGUAAAAUAUACAGUGUAUGACAAUUAUCAUAAAAUGGAUGUAAGGAAUUAAA